Nanorana parkeri is the source of this 327-nucleotide messenger RNA. It is a transcript of the gene SMIM4, whose product is annotated as small integral membrane protein 4. The record is from RefSeq and is a predicted model, not a curated record. The coding region runs from base 76 to 300 and encodes 74 amino acids. The transcript has 3 exons. Lineage: Eukaryota; Metazoa; Chordata; Amphibia; Anura; Dicroglossidae.
GAUGGAGGAAUAGGCAUUUCUAUCCCCAGCAUUGUGUAUGGACUGUGACCUGGGAUCUGCCAGUGACAUCCCAAUAUGGCCAGUAGAAGGACACUAGGAACUGUCCUGGAUUUGGUCCCAGGGAAGAGGCGAUUUGGUAUCUAUCGAUUCCUUCCUUUCUUUUUUGUCCUGGGUGGUGCCAUGGAAUGGUUCAUGAUCAAUGUUCGGCUUGGCAGGGAAACAUUUUAUGACGUAUACAGAAGACGUCAGUCAGAGAGAGAAUUUGAAGAAAAAGCUCAGCAGGCAUCAGCAAAAUCCUGACAUCUUUAUUUAUGGAUUCGGAUUAGU